AUGACUGACAAGACAUUUUUCAUGACUGUCUCAAUGCUUGCCUGGGUAUUCGGUAACUUGGUUGGCAUGCUUCUCGCCAUCGAGUCGUACAGUUACCGCCUCGCCGCAUCCGAAGCUGAUAUGCGGGCGAAGAUUCUCCGGGACCUCUUGAACACUCCGGCAGAGAAGCGAUCCGAGCGAGUUUUGGAUCUCUGUUUCUUUGCCAUCACAGAUUAUAUCACUCCCCGAAUAAGGCCCCGUUUCUUCACACUAGCCACAAAAUAUGCCGAUUUUAAUAAUGAGGAAUUACUGCAGCAUUUGGAAGAACGAAUGGCAGCAGCUGCCAAAGGAUUCGGUAUGGAUAUAGGAAUCGGAAGCCGGAGCUUGGUGCCUUUGAUAAAGGUGGAGGGGAAACAAUUGGUGAAAGCAAUGAAGAAGAAGUGCAAGUGGUGA
Messenger RNA from Sclerotinia borealis F-4128, 432 nucleotides. NCBI's taxonomy places the organism in Eukaryota, Fungi, Ascomycota, Leotiomycetes, Helotiales, Sclerotiniaceae. The record is from the annotation of a GenBank genome assembly.